AAAAAAAAAAAAAAAAAAUCGAUCCCAUGUCCCCAACCCUAACUUUGUUGAUCCCAAACAACCCCAGGAAUCUGAAAACUCCUGUGAAACAACAUGAUGUUGAAAUCAAUAUCGGCGAUGUUCUAUUUGGUUGUAUUUUUUCGAAGAUGCAACCUUCACCAUUUAAAUCUUUGAUUGCGGCAAAGACUAAGCUGUCGUCCUCAAUCAUUAAGAAGAGAUUUCUUUCAUGUAUAGGCCGUUGUGACACUUUUAUCAGACUUGUUCAUGGUAGAAGGGCUCAGGAAUCCACCUUGAUAGUUUAUCGCAAGUUAAGACUCCGAAACUUCACAACUUGUUUGUGAAUCAAUACAUGCUGCCAGAAUGUGGGGGAUGGAAAAAGAUAUGCAGAUCAAAACAAUGUGGGGGUUUAUGUGUGAAAAGCUUAAGAGCAACUAAUAAGGCUCUUCUGGUCAAAUGGAUUUGGAAGUACUCUAAACAAAAACAAUCUCUUUAGAGAAGGAUAAUUCAACAGAAGAUGCAAGCUUCAGAAGAUGUAAUUUUACCAAUAGAUGAUGAUGAUGCUCAAGGGAGAAGUCUCUGGAGAAAUGUUACAAGAUUGGUCCCUGAAAUUCAAGGGUCAAUGACUUUUCAACUGAAAAAUGGUAAGGGUAUUAGAUUCUGGUAUGAAAAAUGGUUGGUGAAUGGGUGUCUUAAAGAUCUUUUUCCAGUUAUAUUCAAAGCUUGUCAUAACAAACAAGCAACUAUGGCUGAUAUGAUUCAUGAAAGCAACUGGAUUGGUGUGUUCAAACAUAGUUUAAAUGCUAAUGUACAGUUGGAGUGGGAUCUUUUAAGAAGAGAUUUGGGAGUUGUUCCUUUGCUGACUGAAGGUGAUGAUGAAGUUAAACUUUUUGGAGACAACUUCUCAACUAAGGUGUGUCAUGAAGCUAUGACAGGCACUAUGGAAGUUUGCUCGUUCAGUAAACACCUAUGGAAGAAAACAAUUCCUGCUAAAGUUAGUUUUCUGUUGUGGGCAGUGUUCAAUAAUUAUUUUCCUACUCGAGAUGUGCUGAUACACAGAGGAGUGGAAGCUGAAAGUGCGAACUGUGUUAUGUGCGGUCUGGUGGACGAAACUACAGAUCAUUUAUUCAUUCACUGUUCUAAAACUUUCGAAGUUUGGGACUAUUUUAUCAAGGCUUUUCAUGUCUCUUGGCCUGUUCCAGGUACGGUUUUGCAGCUUUUUAAUGCUUGGGAAUGGAAUGUAUUGAAUGGAAGGAGUAAGGAAAUAUGGAGAUUACUGCAUUUUGCUUUGUUAUGGGUUGUAUGGGACGAAAGAAACAGUCGAGUUUUCGGAGGAAGGCACAAGUCGGUAUAUGAGAUUAUUCUUCACAUUAAGCAGAUGCUCAUACUAUGGUGUUGUAAGCAGGACACUUUUCGUUUCAUUGACAGUUCACAAGUUUUGCAUAACUGGGAGACUGUAAUACACAUGUAAUCUAGUCAUUUGA
Messenger RNA from Papaver somniferum (opium poppy), 1481 nucleotides. RefSeq lists its product as uncharacterized. The record is from RefSeq and is a predicted model, not a curated record. Lineage: Eukaryota; Viridiplantae; Streptophyta; Magnoliopsida; Ranunculales; Papaveraceae. The transcript has 2 exons. The coding region runs from base 515 to 1468 and encodes 317 amino acids.